Numida meleagris (helmeted guineafowl) is the source of this 1909-nucleotide messenger RNA. RefSeq lists its product as uncharacterized. The record is from RefSeq and is a predicted model, not a curated record. Bases 36 to 1823 code for a protein of 595 amino acids. Gene Ontology annotation, molecular function: water channel activity. Gene Ontology annotation, biological process: transmembrane transport. NCBI's taxonomy places the organism in Eukaryota, Metazoa, Chordata, Aves, Galliformes, Numididae. The transcript has 3 exons. Gene Ontology annotation, cellular component: plasma membrane.
UGUCCGUCCGUCCGUCCCCCCCCCACCUCAGCCCCAUGUCCUGGGGGCAGGGCUCACGGGAUGCGGGCUGCGUGUCAGUGCGUCCGUCCCCGUCCAGGCCCUUUGUGCAGGGAUUGUUCUGGCUCUUUCGGGGAGGCUGCGGGGCUGUGCUGAGCCAGGCCCUGGGCAGGGACCCGCUGACUCACGCCAUGUGUGGGGCUGCUGAGCUGGCAGGGACGUGGGGCCCGGCCCCCCCUCACCCCCCCCCCUCGGGCUGCAGCAGGGCUGGGGGCAGCCCCGGUUCCACGGCCCCUCCCAUCCUUUCCUGCUGCCCCCAGAAUCGGGCCUGUGAGGGGUUCCCCGGUGCCCUCCUGGCUCUGUGUUGUGAGCAGAGCUGGCCCCAUCUACUGCUCCCCCCACAAACACCGUCCCCUGAACCACCCCACCCCCCCCCUUCUUUCAUCUCUUUACCCACUCCUUUCAUCUUUGCCUUUCAUCUCCCGCCUGGGCACCUGGUGCUGGUUGACGUGGCAACACCCCAAAGUGCCCCUGCACGUUGCCAUGGCACCCAGAGCAUCCUGGGGUGCCCGAGCCCAAUUUCAGCCCCCCCGCAGCUCCUGCCGUGGCUGUGCCCUGUUGGCAGCCCCCUCCUGUGUUCUGGGGAUGCUCUGUGCCAGGUGUGGGGUCCUCCCUCCCCACAUCCAGGGGGGUUGGCAGGACCAGGGGGUGGGAGGUGCCCCUGCCUCGGGCAUCCUCUGCGCUCACCUUGGUCCCUCAGCUGCACCAUGGCCAUAGGGGAGGAGCUGCGCAGCGGGCGCUUCUGGCGGGAGGUGCUGGCAGAGGCUGUGGCAACGUUCAUCUUCACUGGGGUGGUCCUGGGCGCCUCAGCAGCCCCCAGCCCCCUGGUGCCAGCGCUGGCGGGGGGGUUGGCGGCUGGGACACUGACCUGUGCCCUCAGGGCACCCCAGGCCAACCCGGCACUCACCCUAGCACUGCUCUGCACCCGCAAACUGAGUGCCCUGCGUGGGGCUGCCACGCUGCUGGCACAAUGCGCCGGGGCCGUGCUGGCUGCCACCGCCGCACGCCUGGCACUGCCGGAUGCCACCGGAAUGGUCACCAGGGUGAGUGUCCCUGUGCCUGUGCCCAUCCCGGUGCCGCUGGGUGCUGAGGCUCUGCCGUGCCCACAGGUGAGUGCAGGGGGAACAGCGGGGCAAGCGCUGGCCUGGGAGAUCUUUGCCACCUUCCAGCUGGCGCUCACCACCUUUGCCACCACCAACCACGUGGCCCUGGGCAGUGCCAUCAUCGCUGGCGCCCUGGCUGCGGGGCCGUUCUCGGGGGGCAGCAUGAACCCGGCCCGCUCACUGGGGCCUGCCAUCGUCACCGGCAUCUGGGACGACCACUGGGUGAGUCACAGCAUCUUUGGGCUCCCCCAGAGACCCCACUGCGGGGAUGGGUGCCCACGGCUGCAGCGUGUGACCCUCCCAUCCCAUCCUCCCCCAGGACAGCAAUCCCUAACCCCCCCCUUCAUGCACUCCCCCCGAGUCACCCUCAGCUGCAUCCCCAAAUGGGGUCCUCCUGGUCCCCCCAUUGCAGGACGGGCCCCCCCAUCCCCAUCCUUGGGCCCUCCUGCUCUAUCCCAAGCGUGGUUCCCUCCUCAUUCUUGGAACAGCUCCCUCCAGUUGGUCCCCAUCCCUAGUGUGGGCCCUGCAUCCCCUGGCAGCCCCCAACCCUCGUGUCAUCCUGGGUAUCCCCGCUUCUACUGCGCCCCACUGAUCCCCCCCCCCACCUCAGGUGUACUGGGUGGGACCGGUGCUGGGUGCGGUGCUGGCCGGGCUCUGCUAUGAGUUCAUCUUCGCCCCCGGUGCCUCCUGGGAGAAGCUGGGUGCUUGCCUCACCUGCCGGGACGUGGCGCUGGUGGAGACCACUACCC